AUGGCCAUGUACUUUGCAGCUUGCGUCAUUCUCACCCUGAGGUUCGUCCCCAAGCGCGAUCGUGCAGAUCUGCUAAUGAUGGUGGGGGAAGUGGACCUGUCUUACGUCCACCUUCACUUUGAUUAUGUCUUUCUGUUGUCGUCCCUCUGCUCUCUGGCGGUCUUCGGUCUCAGUUAUUGGCU
This is a messenger RNA of Symbiodinium sp. CCMP2456, 182 nucleotides long. The record is from the annotation of a GenBank genome assembly. NCBI's taxonomy places the organism in Eukaryota, Dinophyceae, Suessiales, Symbiodiniaceae.